Messenger RNA from Ctenocephalides felis (cat flea), 1126 nucleotides. RefSeq lists its product as uncharacterized. The record is from RefSeq and is a predicted model, not a curated record. The transcript has 4 exons. Gene Ontology annotation, cellular component: extracellular matrix. Gene Ontology annotation, molecular function: protein binding. NCBI's taxonomy places the organism in Eukaryota, Metazoa, Arthropoda, Insecta, Siphonaptera, Pulicidae. Bases 8 to 1126 code for a protein of 372 amino acids.
GAUAAAUAUGUGUCGAAAACAAUUCCAAUUGAUUCUGCAAAAAUAUAUUAAUAAUUCAAGUAUUCACCUGACACUCAAUUAUUUAAUAUUGAGUGUAUUUUAUAUCAAACUAUCAAGAUGUUUGAUUUUUGCAACUAUUCUGUUGUUUAUGCUGAUUUGUUCAGCAAAUGGCAAAUUUCUCCAUGCAACAGAAGUAGGAAAAAAAUCAAUGGAAAAUGCUUUUGAAAAUCCAAACGAAAUAAUACAGAGUUCAGUCAGCAUAGUAACUUUGGAAAAAGCCGAUGAAAAACCGAUUUCUAAUGGAGAGAAGAUAAAAAUGAGUUACAAAACUGAAGGAAUCAAAAGUAAUAUAGACGAAAUAGCAAACGAUGAGAUGAAAUUAGAAGUAGAUCGAUACAGUACAGAAACUUACAUUAAAACUUGGCAAAAGUAUGGUAAAAAUAUUCCAAAUAAUAUCCAUGAAUCAAAACAAAGUUCGACUAUAAGUGUGAUUGACUUUGUAAAGCCUACAAUAAAAAAACACGAAGAAAUAGAAAUUAUUGAGCCUUGUGUACUAGGCGAUGCAAAUAAUUACUUGUCGUGGUGGCUUCAUAAAAAUGGUUCCCUCGUGAAUCAAGGCAUUUCUUCGUAUGGAUUUCAUAUUGAUUUGUCAUCAACACGAGUCAAUGGUUCUCUAGAGGUUAUAAUGAUGAAUGAAAUGAUGAACAAAGCGCAGAAUGAUAUUGUCUUUCUUAGCAUGGCUAAGAUGAAUUUGCAAAAGGUUCCAUUAGAAGCGUUGCUCGUAGUUAGAACAAGUGUUCACUAUUUAUCUUUAUACGGCAAUAAUUUUUUUAUUGCUCCAGUUUUAUAUGGAAGCUUUCAAGAAUUUGACUGGGCCCGCUUCCCUGAAUUGAGUAAUUUGGAAGAACUUGAUCUACGAAACUGUGCAAUAAAUUACAUCGCCCAAGGCCUAUUUGAAGAUAUGCCUAAAUUAAAAAAAUUAUAUCUUGCCCACAAUCGUCUUUCCGAAAUAUCAUCUGAUUUAUUUAAAUACACACCAAGUUUAGUGCAUUUAGAUAUUAGUUACAAUGAUGUUAUUACGAAGGAUCUCCAGGAUUAUCAAAAGAUCCAUAUGAACGGUUUGUAG